GUUGUCACUUCGAAAAUUGCUGGUUCAAGUGAAUUUCUACAGAAAGUUUAUGAUUUAAUCGAAGAAACUGAUGAACGAGCAUUCAGUGGGCAUAGGUUACGCAUCGUACAUCAUGAAGAAAUCAACGAUGAUCAAGGCACUGAGCACAUCGAGGAACGUUUGAAUGCUUUGAAAAAAUCUGAAGCUAGAAUUAUUCUCCUCUACAGUACGUUCAAUGCAGCAAGGAAGAUUUUCCAGGUAGCAAAUGGCCUUGGUUUAUUGAGCAGUAAAUAUCUUUGGAUUGGAACACAAUCGGUGAAAGGUUCGAUGAGCAGUGCCACCUCACCGAUCCAACCGGGAAUGUUAUCGAUCAAUUUUCACACUCUGUCAAAUGCGAUGUUUCCACCAACAGACGAUGUUCUACCACUCAUUAUUGGUCUUGCUCCGAAGGUACGGUCGUCCUUCACCAAGUUGAUGGGCAUCUGA
Messenger RNA from Anisakis simplex (herring worm), 465 nucleotides. NCBI's taxonomy places the organism in Eukaryota, Metazoa, Nematoda, Chromadorea, Rhabditida, Anisakidae. The record is from the annotation of a GenBank genome assembly.